AUGUCUGCGCAGCCGCCGCCUCAACAGCCUCAGGGCGGCAUGCCCAUGCCAGGCCAGCAGCCUACGCCCGAGCAGAUUGCGGAACUGCAGCGUCGAAUCACGGAGGAUGCGCAAAAGGCCGGCAUGACGGUUCCCGAGUUCAUCGAGCACAUCAAGCGCCAGCGCAUGCAGGCUAUGCAGCAGGCCCAGGCCCAGCACCAGCACGGCGGCGACGGGCACGACCACGACCAUGGCCACUCGCACGAUCACGACCAGGACGGCCACGGUCACUCGCACCCGCACCAGCAGCAGCAGGGCCAGCCCCAACCCAUCACGCCGGGACCUCCUAACCCCAAGGCCAUUGCGCUGGCCAAGUUUCUGCGCGGGCAAGAGCUCAAGCCUCGCACAGUCAUUCUCAACGGCGAGCGCAAAGACAUGUUCCGAGUCAAGCGUGCGCUGCGAGUGCUCCAGUCCCCCGCCUACGAAAAGGCUCGCAAGAAGAACCCCCUCUUGCCCGAGAUCAACGACCGCGCGUCACUCGAAAACACCUUUAAGCUGCUGCCCCUCAGCAUGCUUGCCCUACGAGUCUCCCAAAUUGAGCCCGCCCUGGGUGCCAACGGCAAGAAGCCCAAGCGCGUUAAGGGCCAAUGGAACGUGCGCAUCGAACAGCAGCAGGAAGCUCAGGAGGAGAUGCACUACGUCUGGUUGUGGGAAGGUAGCCAGGUCAGGCGCCAGGUGUAUGCUGCUCUCGCUCUCGUCGCCAUCUUCGCCGUCGUUCUAUACCCUCUCUGGCCGCUCAAACUCCGCCAAGGUGUCUACUACCUCAGCUGGGGCAUGCUUGGUCUCCUCGGUCUCUUCUUCGCCAUGGCUAUUUUCCGCGUCAUUCUGUUUUGCAUCACAUACUUUGCCGUUCCCCCCGGUCUGUGGCUGUAUCCCAACCUCUGGGAAGACGUUUCCUUCAUGGACAGCUUCCGCCCUGUCUGGGCCUGGCAUGAGACUGAAAAGCCCAAGAAGAAGAAGAAGCGUGCGCAGCAGGGUGGUGCGACCAACUCGACCAUGGCCGCCGCCGCUGGACAAGUCGCGCCCACCAGCGCGACAACGACCGGCACCGAUACCCAGAUUAACACGGGAGCUCAACAGCGCUACGUGGCCCCCAAGGUCGAGGAGCUCCAGGAUGACGAGUAA
This is a messenger RNA of Beauveria bassiana ARSEF 2860, 1164 nucleotides long. RefSeq names its product translocation protein SEC62. The coding region runs from base 1 to 1164 and encodes 387 amino acids. Gene Ontology annotation, biological process: post-translational protein targeting to membrane, translocation. Gene Ontology annotation, cellular component: endoplasmic reticulum membrane; endoplasmic reticulum. The record is from RefSeq and is a predicted model, not a curated record. The transcript has 3 exons. NCBI's taxonomy places the organism in Eukaryota, Fungi, Ascomycota, Sordariomycetes, Hypocreales, Cordycipitaceae.